AGUUCGAGUUGGCUAGAAUCAUUGAUCAGUGAGAUUUUGUCAUAUGAUCAGAGCACGACUGGGUCUUUGAGUUAGGAACUGUGGUUUUUCAUUAGCUAUAAAAAUAUAGAAGGAAAAAAUGUUCAAAUUAAUUUUAUUGGCUCUUGCCACCCUCGUUACAGUGCAAGCCACUGGGGAUCUUGUUAUUUUACACAGUCCAGAUAGUGUAACUUUUAAAGGAAAUGAAGAAGUGAAUCAAAGCCUUCUUAAAGAGAUCUGCGCUGCUGCUCUUGGAUUCACUGUUAAACAGAAAAGUACAUGGUCUGGUAUUUCUAUUAACAACCCGUUUCAUCUCCCAGAAGCUUUUGUUGGAUUUGCGGUAGAAGGAAUAAACUCUCUACAUUCUCCUAGGGGUAAAAGAUUCCCUUUAAAUGUCGACGAAGUUGAAGAAACCACGUGGCAAGCUUUAAGUGGUCGUCUUGAAGAACGUGAUAAUGACAAUACUUUAGUUAGGAUUUAUCUUGGAGAUGGACUUGAUGCUCUCGGCCAAUCUGCAUUGGGCGAACUUAAGCCAACAGCUAUCGAUGAAUCUUCCCUGAAGUUCUUAAGCUUAGAAAACGAGGAAGAUCGUAAAUUCCUUGAGGAAGUACAACUUUUGCGUGCUAUUGCUCAGAAGGUUCCUUCAGCUAUCCGCGCUGACUCCAUACCAGACGUUUAUUGGCUUGUAGUCUCUGAAAUACGUCCCGUACUAGAUUUCCAUGGAGAAGAGUCUGCUGCAGCCAAGGAAGCUCUAACUCUGCUUAAUGAUGCCCUUUCCGACGUGAGCAAGGCAUUCAUGGAUGUAUAUGAAAACAAGGUUCUCAUUGCAGCAUUCACUAACGACGCAAGCCAAGUGCGUCAUACCCGUUCCGUUAUUCUCGAAAGGGAAACCAGGGAUACCGCCUCUAAUACUUCAUCGGGUAGUGGUACCAAGAUAAAACGCUCUUCAGAAAUUAAAGAAACACCAACUGACAAUGAAAUUAACACAACUGAAAAACCUGAUCAGCAAGAUGAUAUCGAUGAAAAGAAAAAAAAAAUCACAAACGAAGAUGGGACGGAGGUUGGUGCCACUAGUGGUGAUAAUAACAAUGAUAAUUCUGAACAUGCUAACAAUCCUAUUGAACAAACUACUGACAGCACCAAUGGUGCAAAGCAGGCAGAAAAGAGCAGCACUGGUAAAGAAGUCAUACGUGACAUACACCAGUUGAACCUGUCGAAAGACUAUGAUGAAGAUUACCCCGUCAUCUUUAACAUUCUUCUAUGGUUUGGAGUUGUCUUCGUCUUUUCACUUCUUGCAAUAUGCAUUGCUAUCGCUGAUAUGGAUCCAGGACGGGAUUCCAUCAUCUAUAGGAUGACCUCAAACCGAAUGAAGAAGGAUAACUAAAUAAAUUACACAAAAAGAAUAUUUAAAUGCCGAUUAUUUGGAUUGUAUAGUAAAAAAUCCUUUAUGGAAAUGUACCUACUUGAACACAUUGAUUGUAAUUUCCAUAUUUAUAUUGUAUAGCGAGAGACAAUAUGUACAUUAUCAUUUUCUUGUAUUCUUGCAUUAAUUUUAAUGUAGUGUUUAAGAUUCCAAAGUGAUGUCCAUCAUAAUGUACCUAAAGUGCAUAUGUAAACAUUCUUGUACAGAAAUCAUUGGGCUUGAAUGUCAUUAAUGUCGAUUGCCCAGCAUUCCUCAUAAUUGUAGUAUAUUAAUAUGUUACGAUUGGUAGAAUUACGAUAGCGUUCGUUGGUUAUGUAGUCAAUGAGAAGGUGAAGGGAGCAUAAUAUUAUUAAUAAGAAAAAAGUAAGAAUAAAAUUUAUUUAAAUCUUUAA
Molecule: messenger RNA, 1833 nt
Organism: Cephus cinctus (wheat stem sawfly)
Lineage: Eukaryota; Metazoa; Arthropoda; Insecta; Hymenoptera; Cephidae
Gene: ATP6AP2
Product: renin receptor
Exons: 9
Coding region: 119-1402 (427 amino acids)
Biological process (GO): positive regulation of Wnt signaling pathway
Cellular component (GO): membrane; external side of plasma membrane
Molecular function (GO): signaling receptor activity
Source: RefSeq, a predicted model, not a curated record